UCAAACUCGUGUGGAGAAUGUGGUUUAGCUAGCGCGAGUUUUUUUGCGCCUCCCAAAAUUCCCUGUGCAGGUUGCUACGGAAGCUCCCGUAGACCAAAAAGUCUGCUGCGCCAUCAAGCCGGUCCGAAUGGAGACAGGUUUGUGUUCUCACCAGGAGCGAACCGAACUGGAGUUCACACAGAAGCGGACCGAGACCACCUCCCGGAAGUGGUCUCGGUGCGGUUCGUUAGUCCGAACCAAAAAAAUCUGGUAUGCUUUCACAUCAGCCCAAACGAACCGUACUUGCAGGUGUUGCGGACUAAAAGACGUAGGUGUGAAAGCACCCUUAGAACCUGUUGGUUUCUUGUUAGUUUCUGGUCUCCUCUGGAGGUCCAUGUUGGUGUCUUUGUUCUGAGGUUCUUCUUCCUCUGAUGGACUCAUGGCAGAUCAGAGACCUGGACCCGGACCCGGACCCGGACCUGGACCCGGACCCGGACCUGGACCUAGACCAGGACCAGGACCUGGACCUGGACCCGGACCAGGACCUGGACCCGGACCCGGGCCCGGACCUGUUGCUUUAUUGUGAAAUGCUGCAGCUCUGGCUGUUAUUUUGAAGGGCGGGGCCGGUAGUGCAGGUCUGCAUGCAGCAGCUGCAUUUCACGGCUCCUCCGGACGGACCGCACCGACUUCUCUGCCUCCUGUAGCCGCCGUCAGGUCGCGGUGUCUCGGCCAUGGCAUCCAUCGUGUGCCGGGUCCAGUACCUGGAGGACUCGGAUCCCUUCAUCUGCACCAACUUCCCCGAACCCCGCAGACCUCCUCCGGUCAGUCUGGAGGAGAACCAGCCGCUCAGCGAGCAGGUCGCCGGGAUCCACAAGCUGCUGGAGGCGCCUCUGAAGCUGGAGGACUGCAGCCUCCAGUUGUCUCCCAGUGGAAACUAUCUGGAUCUGGAUUCUUCUCUGUUAGAGCAACGAGACGAGCUGGAAAGUUUCUACGAAGACGUAGCGAAAGGAAAGAAACCUCUGCUGAUCCUCAGAACUCAGCUGUCUGUCAGAGUCCACCACAUCCUGGAGAAGCUCUAUAACUCUCAGGGUCCGGAGCUCCGUCGCUCUCUGUUCUCCCUCAAGCAGCUGUUUCAGGACGAUAAAGAUCUGGUUCCGGAGUUCGUGGCCUCUGAAGGUUUGACGUGUUUCAUUAAAGUCGGAGCAGAAGCCGAUCACAACUACCAGAACUACAUCCUGAGAGCUCUCAGUCAGAUCAUGCUGUUUGUUGAUGGGAUGAACGGGGUGAUCAACCACAGUGAGACGGUCCAGUGGCUCUACACCCUGACAGGAAGCCUGUCCCGUCUGGUGGUGAAAACGUCUCUGAAGCUUCUCAUCGUGUUCGUCGAGUAUUCAGAGUCCAACAGUCCUCUGAUGAUCAACGCCGUCAACACAGUGGACACGAACAGAGGUGUGACGCCGUGGAGUUCCAUCAUGGAGGUUCUGGAGGAGAAAAAUGGAGCCGACACCGAGCUGCUCAUGUUCGCCAUGACGCUGAUCAACAAGACUCUGGCGGUGUUGCCAGACCAGGACUCCUUCUACGAUGUGACGGACAGCCUGGAGCAGCUGGGGAUGGAGGCUGUCAUCAGCAAACACUUGAACAACAAGGGGGCGGAGCCUGACCUGAAGGCACAGUUCACCAUCUAUGAGACAGGUCUCAGGUAUGAGGACGGUGACAUCGAUGACUCUGCCCCUCCCCUCCGUAAGGAGAGGAGAAAGAUGGCUGCCAGUGAACAGGACGGACGGAAGAGCCGCCGUUCGUCCAAUCAGAGCCUGCCGGACCUCCUGUCCCCCUCCUCCUCCCUGUCCUCCCCCGCCCUCUCCCCUGUCUCCCCCUCCCUGUCCUCCCCCACUACCACCUCCCGCAGCAGGGCGUCGUCCCCGCUCACCUCCGAUAGCUCCGCCUCCAGCCCCUCUGGCUCCAGGAGAGGAUCCCCGCUGCCCCCAACUGCCAAUGGCAGCUCAGAGCAGCAGGAAGUGACCUCACAGAGCCAGGGUCGCUCUUUCCUCAGUCACCACAUGUCAGCUCUGGGUCUGAGCAGGAAGUCCAGACUGUUCUCCAAAACCAGCUCCAUCCACGAGGAGCCUCCAGCAGCCAGCAGCAGUUCCUCCUCUGAUUCGUCUCAGAUGAACUCGGAUCAUCUCAGCUACAAGACGGAAACUAAAGAACCUAAAACCAGCUUCAACUCAGGGGAGGAAGACCAGGUUUUCUGCCCUGAUGACUGCAGUGUGAAUCUGGACAAACCCGUCCUCAGGAAGUUUCAAGACACCUUCCUGCGUAGCCUGGCUGCCACUCAGUGGGAGAAGAAGAGGAAGAGUAAACACCUGGGCCAAUCACGGCUGUCCACGGCUGAUGAUGUCAUAACCCCGAAACCCCAGCCCACAGAGGAGGAGGAGGAAGGGGGCCCUGAAGCGUUGGGUCACGGUUCAACAUCCAGCGGUUUGGACUCUAACGGACUCUCAGACUCCCAGAAUGAAUCAGUGCUUCCGGUGCAGCGUCAGUGCAGCACGCUGUCCAACGAUAAGAAGUUCCUGCUGGACAUGCUUUACUCCAAAACAUCUGCAGCUCCUCAGAGCCCCACGACUCCAGACACCACCGAAGAAGGAGGAGGAGGAGGAAGCUUCCUGCCUGGUGAAGAUCUAACCGGUCGAGGUCGAGUGUCGGAGCGUCUGUCCAGCUUCAGAGCGCGCUCAGUAGAACCCAGCGUUCCCAGUGAGAGCAGCGCCUCCCGCAGGGCGGAACUGGAAGGUCUGGAAGGUUCUGCUCAGGCGGCGCUGGCCCGGCUGGCUGAAGAACGCCAGAACCGGAACCUCCGGCAGCAGAGCAGCAUCGAUGCCGAGGCCCACGCCCGGCGCCUGGAGACCACCCAGAUGGUUCCGCUGGGUCCUGGAGGUCCGAGCGACUCCUGGGACCAGCUGCAGCCGAGCGCCGCCGCCCUGCGGAUCAAAGACCUGGACUUCUCCGACCUGCUGGACGAGGAGGACAUCGACGUUCUGGACAUGGACACCUUCGACUCCUCGGCUUCCUGCUUGACCAGCCUCCCCCCGCCUCCCCCCCCUCCCCCAGGUGGUGUAGCUCUGCCCCCUCCAGGUGUAGCCCCGCCCCCUCCUCCUCCACCUCCUCCCCCUCCUCCAGGUGGUGUAGCUCUGCCCCCUCCAGGUGUAGCCCCGCCCCCUCCUCCUCCCCCUCCUCCAGGUGCUCCUCCCCCUCCUCCCCCCUCGACGGUGGGUCAGAAGAAGAAGAAGACGGUGAAGCUGUUCUGGAAGGAGCUGAAGCAGGCAGAUGGACCCACCAAGUGUCGCUUCGGUCAGGGAACGGUGUGGGCGUCGCUCGACAAGGUUACCGUGGAUACGGCCCGCCUAGAACACCUGUUCGAGUCCAAGGCCAAGGAGCUGCCUGUUGCCAAGAAAGGUCCUGAGACAAAGAAGUCUGAGAUUCUGGUUCUUGACCCAAAGAGGAGCAACGCCAUCAACAUCGGUAUGACCGUCCUGCCGGCGGUCCACGUCAUCAAGGCCGCCAUCCUCAACUUUGACGAAUUCGCUAUCAGCAAGGAGGGAAUCGAGAAGAUCCUGACCAUGACGCCCACCGAGGAGGAGAAGCAGAAGAUCCAGGAGGCCCAGCUGGCCAAUCCAGAUGUUCCUCUGGGCACGGCCGAGCAGUUCCUGCUGAGUCUGGCCUCCAUCAGUGCACUGACCCCCCGACUGCAGCUCUGGGCCUUCAAGCUGAACUACGAGGUUCUGGAGAAGGAAAUCGCUGAGCCGCUGUUCGACCUGAAGCUGGGGAUGGAGCAGCUGGCGUCCAAUCAGACGUUCAGGAGGAUCCUCGCCACGCUGCUCGCCAUCGGGAACUUCCUGAACAGCUCUAAUGCUAAAGGCUUUGAGCUGGGUUACCUGGAGAAGGUGGUGGAGGUGAAGGACACGGUCCACCGUCAGUCUCUGCUGCAUCACACCUGCAGCCUGGUGGUGGAAAAUUACCCACAAUCCUCGGACAUCUACUCAGAGAUCCCCGCCAUCACCCGAUCCGCCAAGGUGGACUUUGAGCUGCUGUCGGAGAAUCUGGUCCAGCUGGAGCGCCGCUGCAAAGCAUCAUGGGACAACCUGAAGGUGGUGGCGAAGCACGAGACCAAAGCAGUUCUGAAGAACAAGAUGACCGAGUUCCUGAAGGAUUGUACCCAGAGGAUCAUCAUCCUGAAGGUGGUGCACCGCCGGGUCAUCAACAGGUUCCACUCGUUCCUGCUGUUCCUCGGCCAGCCAUCCUCCUCCGUCAGAGACAUCAAGGUGACCAGUUUCUGUCGAAUCAUCAGUGAGUUUUCUUUGGAGUAUCGAACCACCAGAGAACGAGUUCUGACCCUGAAACAGAAACGAGCCGCUCACCGAGAGAGAACCAAGACCAGAGGGAAGAUGAUCACCGAGACGGAGAAGUUCUCGGGGGCGGUGCCUCUUCAGGACAACCCCUCGCCAGUCUCCGUGGCGACAGAGGCGGAGCCUGGUCAGGAAGAACACGAGAACAUGAAGAACCUGCUGAUCAGCAAGAACCUGGACCAGAGAGGCCUGAGGAGAUCCAGAGCCGUCCGCAGUCUGGGCCGGGUCAGUCCGUCUCAGAUGGCAGCAGCCAGAGAGGACGGGUCGAGUCCUCAGGACGACGCCACCGAUGAGAUCAUGGACCGGCUGGUGAAGUCCGUCACUCAGAACCCAUCUGACCGGACCUCCAGCCCCAAGACUCGCAAACGCUCCCGACUCAACAGGAAGUCAUUGCGACGGACUCUGAAAAGUGGCCUCAGUGUGGACGUGGUUCAGGCUUUGGGACUCAACAAGACCGGAGACAAAGUCUGAUCAGACCGAUUGAUCGCUGAACUAUUGAUCAGAGACUGAAGCAGAUUCACACAUUUCCACCAGAACCUCCCUCUGAUCAUCUACCACAUCUGAUCCAUCCUUCUGAUCGACCUCCAGACACACUGCUGCAGACUGAACCGUUUACCUCCAUCAGUCUGAAGCUCUUCUCAGCUGUCGAUGAUCCACCACCUUCAUGGUUCCAUGAAGAACCUCUAAAAACAGAAUGUUUCAUUUAAGCUUCAGGUUUUGGAGAAUAAAGUUGGUUCCACAUGAAGCCAGCAGACACAGGAGGACUGAUGAUGAAGCUCCGGAGCUGCUGGAAGCUGCACUCUGGUUCAAUGCUAACACUUUCCACCUGUUUCCAGUCUUUAUGCUAAGCUAAGCUAGGCUAACACCCAACUGUUUCAGCUUUAAAACGGGGGAGAAACUUUCAUCAGUUAAAAACAAGUUCAUUCAGUCAGAAAUGUAAAAAGUGCAUUAAAGAGUUUGAUUUCUUGGUUAUUGAUCAGUGAGAUCUGAAGAUGUUUAACGUCCACCUGAACUUUCCUGGAUUAACAGGAUGAAAUAUGUUUAAUUCUGAUGUUAAGAGACUUUAAGAAGAGAAUUAAUCAGAAAUCUGCACGUUUAGUCCACAUUUUAGAUCCAGGAAACGUUCAGACACAAAGGUUAAUGUGUGUUAGUGUGUGUUAGUGUGUGUUAGUGUGUGUUAGUGUGUGUUAAUGUGUGUUAAUGUGUGUGUUAACGUGUGUUAGUGUGUGUUAGUGUGUGUUAAUGUGUGUUAAUGUGUGUAUUAAUGUGUGUUAAUGUGUGUUAAUGUGUGUUAGUGUGUUAACGUGUGUUAGUGUGUGUUAGUGUGUGUUAAUGUGUGUUAAUGUGUGUAUUAAUGUGUGUUAAUGUGUGUUAGUGUGUGUUAGUGUGUUAACGUGUGUUAGUGUGUGUUAAUGUGUGUUAAUGUGUGUGUUAAUGUGUGUGUUUGUGUGUGUGUUAGUGUGUGUUAGUGUGUGUUAAUGUGUGUGUUAAUGUGUGUGUUAAUGUGUGUGUUAGUGUGUUAGUGUGUGUUAAUGUGUGUUAAUGUGUGUUAAUGUGUGUGUUAACGUGUGUUAGUGUGUGUUAGUGUGUGUUAAUGUGUGUUAAUGUGUGUAUUAAUGUGUGUUAAUGUGUGUUAAUGUGUGUUAGUGUGUUAACGUGUGUUAGUGUGUGUUAAUGUGUGUUAAUGUGUGUAUUAAUGUGUGUUAAUGUGUGUUAAUGUGUGUUAGUGUGUUAACGUGUGUUAGUGUGUGUUAGUGUGUGUUAAUGUGUGUUAAUGUGUGUAUUAAUGUGUGUUAAUGUGUGUUAGUGUGUGUUAGUGUGUUAACGUGUGUUAGUGUGUGUUAAUGUGUGUGUUAAUGUGUGUGUUAAUGUGUGUAUUAAUGUGUGUGUUAGUGUGUUAGUGUGUGUUAAUGUGUGUUAAUGUGUGUUAAUGUGUGUGUUAGUGUGUGUGUGUUAAUGUGUGUGUUUAUGUGUGUUUAUGUGUGUUUGUGUAUGUUUGUGUGAUUGUGUGUUGCUGUGUGUUUGUGUGUUAAUGUGUGUUAAUGUGUGUUAGUGUGUGUUAGUGUGUUAACGUGUGUUAGUGUGUGUUAAUGUGUGUGUUAAUGUGUGUGUUAAUGUGUGUGUUAGUGUGUUAGUGUGUGUUAAUGUGUGUUAAUGUGUGUUAAUGUGUGUGUUAGUGUGUGUGUGUUAAUGUGUGUGUUUAUGUGUGUUUAUGUGUGUUUGUGUAUGUUUGUGUGAUUGUGUGUUGCUGUGUGUUUGUGUGUUAAUGUGUGUUACUGUUUGUAUGUGUUAGUGUGUGUUAGUGUAUGUUAGUGUGUGUUAACGUGUUUUAGUGUGUUAAUGUGUGUGUUAAUGUGUGUUUGUGUCUUUGUGUGUUUGUGUGUGUUAUUGUGUCUCUGUUGUGUUUCUUCUGCUGACUUCAGGUGAAAAAAUUCAGAUUCUGGUUUAACUUAAACAUUUUAUAGGAAUAUGAAAUAUUAAAUCCAGGCUCAUUGUGUUUCUGCUAAAGUUAAUAAAGAUUUUUAAUAAAGAA
Amphiprion ocellaris (clown anemonefish) is the source of this 6912-nucleotide messenger RNA. RefSeq names its product formin homology 2 domain containing 1 (gene fhod1). The coding region runs from base 711 to 4850 and encodes 1379 amino acids. Gene Ontology annotation, biological process: cortical actin cytoskeleton organization; actin filament network formation. Gene Ontology annotation, cellular component: cytoplasm; cytoskeleton. The record is from RefSeq and is a predicted model, not a curated record. The transcript has 28 exons. Lineage: Eukaryota; Metazoa; Chordata; Actinopteri; Pomacentridae. Gene Ontology annotation, molecular function: actin filament binding.